Messenger RNA from Macaca mulatta (Rhesus monkey), 6803 nucleotides. RefSeq names its product SWI/SNF related, matrix associated, actin dependent regulator of chromatin, subfamily a, member 2 (gene SMARCA2). Gene Ontology annotation, cellular component: nucleus; RSC-type complex. The record is from RefSeq and is a predicted model, not a curated record. Gene Ontology annotation, biological process: transcription elongation by RNA polymerase II; regulation of DNA-templated transcription; chromatin remodeling. Gene Ontology annotation, molecular function: histone binding; chromatin binding; ATP binding. Lineage: Eukaryota; Metazoa; Chordata; Mammalia; Primates; Cercopithecidae.
UAAGAGAUUUAUUCCUCUUUUUAAAUCAAAACCAGAUUCCAUGCCUCAGCCACCCCCUAACCCGCCAGCCCCGCCCCCAGGGAUUGUUUUUCCGUAAUUUUGUAAAUAUUUUAGCGAAGAUGGCAGGUGAGGGAAGGUUAUAGUGCUGUGUCUAGUCCACGAGGUAAAGAGAGAGGUUAGGGUGGGUUUACUUAUUUAUAAGGCGUUCAGCCUCUCAGCUGUUUCUCCCUCGUUGGCAUUUGGAAGCUUGCAGUCCUUCAGGGAAGAGACAGAUUUGGCAGGAAUGUUCUUUGUGCCCGCCUUCUUUUUUUUUUUUUUUUUUUUACGGGGAAUAGGGGGCAGAUUUAUAAUGACAGCCUUGGGGAAGGGGGAGAAAAAGUUUCAGCCGGCACGACAAUGCCCGUUUUUUUCCACAGUCAACACUGUGCCACAAACAGCUUUGGUGCCACUCGGAGCCCUCCCCCCCAUCCCCUCCCUUUCUCUCUGCAGGCUCGCACUGGCAGGCGGAGGCACAGUUAAAUUCCAGCACCUUCUCCACAUACCCCCAAACUACUACGCGCUAUUACUACGGCUGCCCUCCCUUUUUGCUUCGCCUCCUCCCCUUCCCCAGUCUCCCUGGAGGAGCCCCGCAGCGCCCGCAGAAGAGGACUCCCAGGGAAGGGAUAGCGGGCGCCCAACUCCAGCAGGGCUGGGGGCUUUCUGCAUCCUGCGCAGUUUCUCUGCUCCAGGCACAAACACCGCCCGAGAGCCGGCGCCUUGCAGGCACACACGGAUCCACGCAUACAGUAGAGCUGUCUCGAUCCACAUUCUUGCACACCGCCCCCUCCUCCCCCCGCGCUCCCGGAGUCGCUGAGCUGGGCGAGUGACAGGCGCGUCCCGCCAACCCGCGCCCGGGCGGGCAGGGAGGAGCGGCGCGCGGGGCCAACUGCGGCACGUCUUCCGGCGCCCGUGGAGGAGGCGAGGGUGGGACGCUGGGCGGAGCCCGAGUUUAGGAAGAGGAGGGGACGGCUGUCAUCAAUGAAGUCAUAUUCAUAAUCUAGUCUUCUCUCCCUCUGUUUCUGUACUCUGGGUGACUCAGAGAGGGAAGAGAUUCAGCCAGCACACUCCUCGCGAGCAAGCAUUACUCUACUGACUGGCAGAGACAGGAGAAGUAGAUGUCCACGCCCACAGACCCUGGUGCGAUGCCCCACCCAGGGCCUUCGCCAGGGCCUGGGCCUUCCCCUGGGCCAAUUCUUGGGCCCAGUCCAGGACCCGGACCUUCCCCAGGUUCCGUCCACAGCAUGAUGGGGCCAAGUCCUGGACCUCCGAGUGUCUCCCAUCCUAUGCCGACGAUGGGGUCCACAGACUUCCCACAGGAAAGCAUGCAUCAAAUGCAUAAGCCCAUCGAUGGGAUACAUGACAAGGGGAUUGUAGAAGACAUCCAUUGUGGAUCCAUGAAGGGCACUGGUAUGCGACCACCUCACCCAGGCAUGGGCCCUCCCCAGAGUCCAAUGGAUCAACACAGCCAAGGUUAUAUGUCACCGCACCCAUCUCCAUUAGGAGCCCCAGAGCACGUCUCCAGCCCUAUGUCUGGAGGAGGCCCAACUCCACCUCAGAUGCCACCAAGCCAGCCAGGGGCCCUCAUCCCAGGUGAUCCGCAGGCCAUGAGCCAGCCCAACAGAGGUCCCUCACCUUUCAGUCCCGUCCAGCUGCAUCAGCUUCGAGCUCAGAUUUUAGCUUAUAAAAUGCUGGCCCGGGGCCAGCCCCUCCCUGAAACGCUGCAGCUUGCAGUCCAGGGGAAAAGGACGUUGCCUGGCAUGCAGCAACAACAGCAGCAGCAACAGCAGCCGCAGCAGCAGCAGCAGCAGCAACAGCAGCCGCAGCAGCAGCCACCGCAACCACAGACGCAGCAACAACAGCAGCCGGCCCUUGUUAACUACAACAGACCAUCUGGCCCGGGGCCGGAGCUGAGCGGCCCGAGCACCCCGCAGAAGCUGCCGGUGCCCGCGCCCAGCGGCCGGCCCUCGCCCGCGCCCCCCGCAGCCGCGCAGCCGCCCGCGGCCGCAGUGCCCGGGCCCUCGGUGCCGCAGCCGGCCCCGGGGCAGCCCUCGCCCAUCCUUCAGCUGCAACAGAAGCAGAGCCGUAUCAGUCCCAUCCAGAAACCGCAAGGCCUGGACCCCGUGGAAAUUCUGCAGGAGCGGGAAUACAGACUUCAGGCCCGCAUAGCUCAUAGGAUACAAGAACUGGAAAAUCUGCCUGGCUCUUUGCCACCAGAUUUACGAACCAAAGCAACCGUGGAACUAAAAGCACUUCGGUUACUCAAUUUCCAGCGUCAGCUGAGACAGGAGGUGGUGGCCUGCAUGCGCAGGGACACAACCCUGGAGACGGCUCUCAACUCCAAAGCAUACAAACGGAGCAAGCGCCAGACUCUGAGAGAAGCUCGCAUGACUGAGAAGCUGGAGAAGCAGCAGAAGAUUGAGCAGGAGAGGAAACGCCGUCAGAAACACCAGGAAUACUUGAACAGUAUUUUGCAACAUGCAAAAGAUUUUAAGGAAUAUCAUCGGUCUGUGGCCGGAAAGAUCCAGAAGCUCUCCAAAGCAGUGGCAACUUGGCAUGCCAACACUGAAAGAGAGCAGAAGAAGGAGACAGAGCGGAUUGAAAAGGAGAGAAUGCGGCGACUGAUGGCUGAAGAUGAGGAAGGCUAUAGAAAACUGAUUGAUCAAAAGAAAGACAGGCGUUUAGCUUACCUUUUGCAGCAGACUGAUGAGUAUGUAGCCAAUCUGACCAACCUGGUUUGGGAGCACAAGCAAGCCCAAGCAGCCAAAGAGAAGAAGAAGAGAAGGAGGAGGAAGAAGAAGGCUGAAGAGAAUGCAGAGGGUGGGGAGUCUGCCCUGGGACCGGAUGGAGAGCCCAUAGAUGAGAGCAGCCAGAUGAGUGACCUCCCUGUCAAAGUGACUCACACAGAAACCGGCAAGGUUCUGUUUGGACCAGAAGCACCCAAAGCAAGUCAGCUGGACGCCUGGCUGGAAAUGAAUCCUGGUUAUGAAGUUGCCCCUAGAUCCGACAGUGAAGAGAGUGAUUCUGAUUACGAGGAGGAGGAUGAGGAAGAAGAGUCCAGUAGGCAGGAAACCGAAGAGAAAAUACUCCUGGAUCCAAAUAGCGAAGAAGUUUCUGAGAAGGAUGCUAAGCAGAUCAUUGAGACAGCUAAGCAAGACGUGGAUGAUGAAUACAGCAUGCAGUACAGUGCCAGGGGCUCCCAGUCCUACUACACCGUGGCUCAUGCCAUCUCGGAGAGGGUGGAGAAACAGUCCGCCCUCCUCAUUAACGGAACCCUAAAGCAUUACCAGCUCCAGGGCCUGGAAUGGAUGGUUUCCCUGUAUAAUAACAAUUUGAACGGAAUCUUAGCUGAUGAAAUGGGGCUAGGAAAGACCAUACAGACCAUUGCACUCAUCACUUAUCUGAUGGAGCACAAAAGACUCAAUGGCCCCUAUCUCAUCAUUGUUCCCCUUUCGACUCUAUCUAACUGGACAUAUGAAUUUGACAAAUGGGCUCCUUCUGUGGUGAAAAUUUCUUACAAGGGUACUCCUGCCAUGCGUCGCUCCCUUGUCCCCCAGCUACGGAGUGGCAAAUUCAAUGUCCUCUUGACUACUUAUGAGUAUAUUAUAAAAGACAAGCACAUUCUUGCAAAGAUUCGGUGGAAAUACAUGAUAGUGGAUGAAGGCCACCGAAUGAAGAAUCACCACUGCAAGCUGACUCAGGUCUUGAACACUCACUAUGUGGCUCCCAGAAGGAUCCUCUUGACUGGGACCCCGCUGCAGAAUAAGCUCCCUGAACUCUGGGCCCUCCUCAACUUCCUCCUCCCCACAAUUUUUAAGAGCUGCAGCACAUUUGAACAAUGGUUCAAUGCUCCAUUUGCCAUGACUGGUGAAAGGGUGGAUUUAAAUGAAGAAGAAACUAUAUUGAUCAUCAGACGUCUACAUAAGGUGUUAAGACCAUUUUUACUAAGGAGACUGAAGAAAGAAGUUGAAUCCCAGCUUCCAGAAAAAGUGGAAUAUGUGAUCAAGUGUGACAUGUCAGCUCUGCAGAAGAUUCUGUAUCGCCAUAUGCAGGCUAAGGGGAUCCUUCUCACAGAUGGUUCUGAGAAAGAUAAGAAGGGGAAAGGAGGUGCUAAGACACUUAUGAACACUAUCAUGCAGUUGAGAAAAAUCUGCAACCACCCAUACAUGUUUCAGCACAUUGAGGAAUCCUUUGCUGAACACCUAGGCUAUUCAAAUGGGGUCAUCAAUGGGGCUGAACUGUAUCGGGCCUCAGGAAAGUUUGAGCUACUUGAUCGUAUUCUGCCAAAAUUGAGAGCGACUAAUCACCGAGUGCUGCUUUUCUGCCAGAUGACAUCUCUCAUGACCAUCAUGGAGGAUUAUUUUGCUUUUCGGAACUUCCUUUACCUACGCCUUGAUGGCACCACCAAGUCUGAAGAUCGUGCUGCUUUGCUGAAGAAAUUCAAUGAACCUGGAUCCCAGUAUUUCAUUUUCUUGCUGAGCACCAGAGCUGGUGGCCUGGGCUUAAAUCUUCAGGCAGCUGAUACAGUGGUCAUCUUUGACAGCGACUGGAAUCCUCAUCAGGAUCUGCAGGCCCAAGACCGAGCUCACCGCAUCGGGCAGCAGAACGAGGUCCGGGUGCUGAGGCUCUGUACCGUGAACAGCGUGGAGGAAAAGAUCCUCGCGGCUGCAAAAUACAAGCUGAACGUGGAUCAGAAAGUAAUCCAGGCAGGCAUGUUUGACCAAAAGUCUUCAAGCCACGAGCGGAGGGCAUUCUUGCAGGCCAUCUUGGAGCAUGAAGAGGAAAAUGAGGAAGAAGAUGAAGUACCGGACGAUGAGACUCUGAACCAAAUGAUUGCUCGACGAGAAGAAGAAUUUGACCUUUUUAUGCGGAUGGACAUGGACCGGCGGAGGGAAGAUGCCCGGAACCCGAAACGCAAGCCCCGCUUAAUGGAGGAAGAUGAGCUGCCCUCCUGGAUCAUUAAGGAUGACGCCGAAGUAGAAAGGCUCACCUGUGAAGAAGAGGAGGAGAAAAUAUUUGGGAGGGGGUCUCGCCAGCGCCGUGACGUGGACUACAGUGACGCCCUCACAGAGAAGCAGUGGCUAAGGGCCAUUGAAGACGGCAAUUUGGAGGAAAUGGAAGAGGAAGUACGGCUUAAGAAGCGAAAAAGACGAAGAAAUGUGGAUAAAGAUCCUGCGAAAGAAGAUGUGGAAAAAGCUAAGAAGAGAAGAGGCCGCCCUCCUGCUGAGAAACUGUCACCAAAUCCCCCCAAACUGACAAAGCAGAUGAACGCUAUCAUCGAUACUGUGAUAAACUACAAAGAUAGGUGUAACGUGGAGAAGGUGCCCAGUAAUUCUCAGUUGGAAAUAGAAGGAAACAGUUCAGGGCGACAGCUCAGUGAAGUCUUCAUUCAGUUACCUUCAAGGAAAGAAUUACCAGAAUACUAUGAAUUAAUUAGAAAGCCAGUGGAUUUCAAAAAAAUAAAGGAAAGGAUUCGUAAUCAUAAGUACCGGAGCCUGGGCGACCUGGAGAAGGAUGUCAUGCUUCUCUGUCACAACGCUCAGACAUUCAACCUGGAAGGAUCCCAGAUCUAUGAAGACUCCAUCGUUUUACAGUCAGUGUUUAAGAGUGCCCGGCAGAAAAUUGCCAAAGAGGAAGAGAGUGAGGAUGAAAGCAAUGAAGAGGAGGAGGAGGAAGAGGAGGAAGAGUCAGAGUCGGAGGCAAAAUCAGUCAAGGUGAAAAUUAAGCUCAAUAAAAAAGAUGAGAAAGGCCGGGACAAAGGAAAAGGCAAGAAAAGGCCAAAUCGAGGAAAAGCCAAACCUGUAGUGAGCGAUUUUGACAGCGAUGAGGAGCAGGAUGAACGUGAACAGUCAGAAGGAAGUGGGACGGAUGAUGAGUGAUCAAUAUGGACGUUUUUCCUUGGUAGAACUGAAUUCCUUCCUCCCCUGUCUCAUUUCUACCCAGUGAGUUCAUUUUGUCAUAUAGGCACUGGGUUGUUUCUAUAUCAUCAUCGUCUAUAAACUAGCUUUAGGAUAGUGCCAGACAAACAUAUGAUAUCAUGGUGUAAAAAAAAAAACACACAUACACAAAUAUUUGUAACAUAUUGUGACCAAAUGGGCCUCAAAGAUUCAAAGAUUGAAACAAACAAAAAAGCUUUUGAUGGAAAAUAUGUGGGUGGAUAGUAUAUUUCUAUGGGUGGGUCUAAUUUGGUAACGGUUUGAUUGUGCCUGGUUUUAUCACCUGUUCAGAUGAGAAGAUUUUUGUCUUUUGUAGCACUGAUAACCAGGAGAAGCCAUUAAAAGCCACUGGUUAUUUUAUUUUUCAUCAGGCAAUUUUCAAGGUUUUUAUUUGUUCGGUAUUGUUUUUUUACACUGUGGUACAUAUAAGCAACUUUAAUAGGUGAUAAAUGUACAGUAGUUAGAUUUCACCUGCAUAUACAUUUUUCCAUUUUAUGCUCUAUGAUCUGAACAAAAGCUUUUUGAAUUGUAUAAGAUUUAUGUCUACUGUAAACAUUGCUUAAUUUUUUUGCUCUUGAUUUUUAAAAAAGUUUUGUUGAAAGCGCUAUUGAAUAUUGCAAUCUAUAUAGUGUAUUGGAUGGCUUCUUUUGUCACCCUGAUCUCCUAUGUUACCAAUGUGUAUCGUUUCCUUCUCCCUAAAGUGUACUUAAUCUUUGCUUUCUUUGCACAAUGUCUUUGGUUGCAAGUCAUAAGCCUGAGGCAAAUAAAAUUCCAGUAAUUUCGAAGAAUGUGGUGUUGGUGCUUUCCUAAUAAAGAGAUAAUUUAGCUCGA